Molecule: messenger RNA, 609 nt
Organism: Acaulospora colombiana
Lineage: Eukaryota; Fungi; Glomeromycota; Glomeromycetes; Diversisporales; Acaulosporaceae
Source: the annotation of a GenBank genome assembly
AAUGACCCAAGGAAGCUCAAAGAAUACAUAACCUCGCUUUACAAAGCUUUUAAGGAUAAGUCCAAAGGUCUCCGAUCGGCUUAUUCAAAACUUGAUCUGUUGAACAAUGAGAUCGCCCAAGAGAAAACAAGGCUUGCGGAUAUCGAGGACGAAAAUAGGUCACUUCGAGAACAAAUGCAGGCAAUGGCCGAUCAGUUAGCGGCGAAGGAGGAAGAAUUUAAUGAAUGGCAAGAGAAGUUGGUUGAACAAACACGCCGAGAACAUGAGGUGUUGGUCGAAGAAAUGAAUCUAGAGCGCGAACAUUUCAACGAAAGAAUCAAUCAGCUUGAAGAUGCGCUCAACCUCGCCAACUUGGAAAUCUCAAGAUUAACCAUGGAGCUGACUGAUCUGAACGAUUCACAAAAAAAAUCUCGAAGAGGUUCAUCAAGUACCAACGGUAGUCGUUCGUCCGUGGAAAUAACGUUCGGCGAAAAGGUUCAUCUGAUCUCAAGCUUUGCGAAGAAGGAUGACAGGAAUGAACUCACAAAACAGAUUCUGGAAAUUACGCAGCGAAGGAUGAGUCUUCAAACGGAGCUAACCCUAUUAGAGGAGACUAAUGAGGAAUUAAAG